Messenger RNA from Drosophila grimshawi, 5457 nucleotides. It is a transcript of the gene brm, whose product is annotated as ATP-dependent helicase brm. The record is from RefSeq and is a predicted model, not a curated record. Bases 196 to 5262 code for a protein of 1688 amino acids. Gene Ontology annotation, biological process: positive regulation of transcription by RNA polymerase II. NCBI's taxonomy places the organism in Eukaryota, Metazoa, Arthropoda, Insecta, Diptera, Drosophilidae. Gene Ontology annotation, cellular component: nucleus. Gene Ontology annotation, molecular function: histone binding; transcription factor binding; ATP-dependent chromatin remodeler activity. The transcript is spliced from 8 exons.
AUACAGAGACGUCCGCCAUUGUCGCGUCUAUCGCCCAAAAGAAAAGUGUGAAAAAUCGGGAAACAUAAAACUCAUUCAAAUUGUGCAAAUUAGCUAACCGUUCGUUAUAGGGGAGCAGUGCCCAGUGCCCGAAAAACUACAACGUGAACAACUUGCGAGUUAAACGCAGACACACAGACCAGACAGACAGUGGAAAUGGCCUCGCCCUCGCCGGCGAAUAGUCCGAUGCCGCCGCCGCAAGCACCCAGUCCCAUGGCGCCUCCGUCGCAGAGUCCAGCACCGUCGCCGCACAGCCCCUAUCCGCAUCAGGGACCACCGCAAGGGCCGCCACAGGGACCGCCGCCGGGUGCGCCACAUAUGCAGGGACCACCGCCACCGGGUCAUCCGGGUGGACCCUAUGGCCAUCCCAUGCAGCAUGGCCCGCCCGGGCCACAGGGACCGCCGGGCCAUCAUAUGCCGCCACAUCAUCAGGGCAUGAAUCCUCACAUGGGCAUGCAGAUGCCACCAUCUGGACCCAAUAUGUCGCCGCUUGGCUAUCAAACGCAUGGCAUGCCGCCCAAUGGACCGCCACAGCCUGGUCAGGGUCCGCCCGGUGGUCCACCCGGUGGUCCGCCCGAGCGUUCUGGUCAGGAAAAUCUGCAUGCACUGCAGCGUGCUAUCGAUUCGAUGGAGGAGAAGGGAUUGCAAGAGGAUCCACGCUAUUCGCAGCUGCUGGCAAUGCGCGCUACGUCCAAGCACCAGCAUCUCAAUGGCAAUCAGGUGAAUCUGCUGCGUACACAGAUCACCGCCUAUCGCAUGCUGGCACGCAACAAGCCCAUCUCCAUGCAGAUGCAGCAAGCGCUGCAGGCGGCCCAACAACAACAGCAGCAGCAACAGCAGCAGCAGCAACAACAACAACAACAGCAGCCGCCGCCGCCCAUUGGACCACCGGGUAUGCCGCCAGGUGGUCCCCAUCCGGGUCAACAGGCGAUGCAGCCGCAACAGCCACCAUCGACGGGCACACCGCCGCAAUGCCCGACACCACCAGCUAGUCCUUACGGUCAGCCGGUGCCCGGCCAGAAAUUGCAGUCAGCACCGCCGCCGCAUAUGCAAGGCCAGCCGUUGCCACCACAGCCGCCGCUCAUAGGCGGUGGUGUACCUCCUCCGCUGCAACAUCAGCAGCCGCCACAGCAGCAGCAACAAGCACAUCAACCACCGCCGGAACAUCAGCAGCAUCAGCAGCACAACGGUGGUAAACCACUAGCCAUGGGUCCAGUUGGGGGUCAGCCAUUGAUAGCGCCACCCUCGCAGAUGCAACAGCAGCAGGCGCAGGGUGUGCGUCCGCCGGCGCCUGGCUUGCCGCCCGGUAGCCAGGUGGCACAACCGGGACCGCCACGACCCGGCGCACCGCCCGGCCAACAACAGCCGAUGGCGAAACCGAAUCGGGUGACAACCGUAGCGAAACCAGUGGGUCUGGAUCCCAUAACGCUGUUGCAGGAGCGUGAAAAUCGGAUUGCGGCACGCAUAUCGUUGCGCAUGCAGGAGCUGCAACGCUUGCCCGCCACCAUGUCUGAGGAUCUGCGUCUGCAGGCCGCCAUUGAGUUGCGUGCGUUGCGCGUGCUCAAUUUUCAGCGGCAACUGCGCAUGGAAAUUGUGCAGUGCACGCGGCGGGACACAACGUUGGAGACGGCCAUCAAUAUGAAGUUCUACAAGCGUACCAAGCGCCAAGGGUUGCGCGAGGCACGCGCCACCGAAAAGCUGGAGAAGCAACAGAAACUGGAGGCGGAACGCAAACGCAGGCAGAAGCAUCUCGAGUUCCUUGCUGCAGUGCUGCAGCAUGGCAAGGAUUUGCGUGAAUUCCAUCGCAACAACAAGGCUCAGCUGGCGCGAAUGAACAAGGCGGUGAUGAAUCAUCAUGCGAAUGCGGAGCGUGAACAGAAGAAGGAGCAGGAGCGCAUCGAGAAGGAGCGUAUGCGUCGCUUGAUGGCCGAGGAUGAGGAGGGCUAUCGCAAACUGAUCGAUCAGAAGAAGGACAAACGUUUGGCAUUCCUGCUCUCGCAGACGGAUGAGUAUAUCAGCAAUCUGACACAGAUGGUCAAACAGCACAAGGAUGAUCAGAUGAAGAAGAAGGAGGAGGAGGGCAAACGUCUACAGCAAUACAAAAAGGAGCUGCUGAUGAGCGGCGAAUAUGUUAACAUCGACGAGAGCAGCAUCGCUGCAGAUAUGCGCGUUAUUGUCGUGGAACAGUGCAGCGGCAAGAAGCUGACCGGUGACGAUGCACCGAUGCUGAAGCAUUUACAUCGUUGGCUCAACAUGCAUCCCGGCUGGGAUUGGAUAGACGACGACGAUGACGAUGAGGACAGCGGCGGUGGCGGCGAUGACGCAACGAAACUCAAACACGAGGAGCAGCCACAAUUGGAACGCAAUGCUUCAGCGGCGGGCGAUGGAACGGACGAUGCCAAUGCCGCCACAGACAAAUCAUCAGCACAGCCAGGCGGCGAUGCGACCGGAGCCAGCGAUUUGAUUACCCAAGUCAAAGUGGAGGACGAUGAGUAUCGCACGGAGGAGCAGACCUACUACAGCAUUGCGCACACCGUGCAUGAGAAGGUUGUCGAGCAGGCCAGCAUCAUGGUCAAUGGCUCCCUCAAGGAGUACCAGAUCAAGGGACUCGAAUGGCUCGUCUCGCUGUACAACAACAAUUUGAAUGGCAUUCUGGCCGAUGAGAUGGGUCUGGGCAAGACCAUACAAACGAUUUCACUGGUCACCUAUCUAAUGGACCGAAAGAAGGUGAUGGGUCCGUAUUUGAUAAUAGUGCCACUGUCCACGCUGCCCAAUUGGGUGCUCGAGUUCGAGAAGUGGGCGCCAGCCGUUAGCGUUGUCAGCUACAAGGGCAGUCCGCAGGGACGUCGCCUGCUCCAGAAUCAGAUGCGGGCAACCAAAUUCAAUGUGCUGCUCACCACGUACGAGUAUGUGAUCAAGGAUAAGGCGGUGCUCGCGAAGAUCCAGUGGAAGUACAUGAUCAUCGAUGAGGGACAUCGCAUGAAGAAUCAUCAUUGCAAGCUGACGCAGGUUCUCAAUACCCAUUAUAUAGCACCAUAUCGUCUACUAUUGACGGGCACACCCCUGCAGAAUAAGUUGCCCGAAUUGUGGGCACUGCUCAACUUUCUGCUGCCCUCCAUCUUCAAGUCGUGCUCCACAUUUGAGCAGUGGUUCAAUGCUCCGUUUGCCACCACCGGCGAGAAGGUCGAACUGAAUGAGGAGGAAACGAUUUUGAUUAUAAGACGUCUGCACAAGGUGUUGCGUCCGUUCCUGUUGCGUCGCCUCAAGAAGGAGGUGGAACACCAGCUGCCCGACAAAGUCGAGUACAUCAUCAAGUGCGAUAUGUCGGCGCUACAGCGAGUCCUCUACAAGCACAUGCAGAGCAAGGGCGUCCUGCUCACCGAUGGCUCCGAGAAGGGCAAACAUGGCAAAGGCGGCGCCAAGGCCCUCAUGAACACCAUUGUCCAGCUGCGCAAGCUGUGCAAUCAUCCGUUCAUGUUCCAGCACAUCGAGGAGAAGUACUGCGAUCAUACCGGCGGACAUGGCGUUGUCUCUGGUCCCGAUCUGUAUCGUGUAUCGGGUAAAUUUGAGCUGCUGGAUCGAAUCUUGCCCAAACUGAAGGCGACCAAUCAUCGUGUGCUGCUCUUCUGUCAGAUGACCCAAUGCAUGACCAUCAUCGAGGAUUAUCUCGGGUGGCGUCAGUUUGGCUAUCUGCGCCUGGACGGCACUACCAAGGCCGAGGAUCGUGGCGAACUGUUGCGUAAAUUCAAUGCCAAGGGCUCCGAUGUAUUUGUCUUCUUGUUGUCCACACGCGCCGGUGGUCUCGGCCUGAAUUUGCAGACAGCCGACACUGUGGUCAUCUUCGAUUCGGAUUGGAAUCCGCAUCAGGAUCUGCAAGCACAGGAUCGUGCCCAUCGUAUUGGCCAGCGCAAUGAGGUGCGCGUGUUGCGUCUGAUGACGGUGAAUUCGGUGGAGGAGCGCAUUUUGGCUGCGGCACGUUACAAGCUGAACAUGGACGAGAAGGUCAUCCAGGCGGGCAUGUUCGAUCAGAAGUCAACGGGCAGCGAACGGCAGCAGUUCCUGCAAACCAUCUUGCAUCAGGAUGACAACGAGGAGGAGGAGGAGAAUGAAGUGCCCGAUGAUGAGAUGAUUAACAUGAUGAUAGCUCGCAGCGAAGAAGAAAUCGAGAUCUUCAAGCGUAUGGAUUUGGAACGCAAGAAAGAGGACGAGGAAAUCCAUCCAGGCAGAGAUCGUCUCAUCGAUGAGUCCGAGCUGCCCGACUGGCUGACCAAGGAUGAUGAUGAAGUGGAGCGUUUCCAUUACCAAUACGAUGAGGAUACCAUAUUGGGUCGCGGUUCACGACAGCGCAAGGAGGUGGAUUAUACGGAUAGCCUGACCGAGAAGGAGUGGCUCAAGGCCAUCGAUGAUGGUGCCGAAUUCGACGAGGAGGAGGAGGAGGAUAACGAUCCGAAGCGCAAGCGACGCAAACGCAAGAAUCGCAAAGAGGAAUCGGAUGAUGAUUCGCUCAUCUUGAAGCGCAGACGCCGCCAGAACUUGGACAAGCGCUCCAAGAAACAGAUGCACAAGAUCAUGAGCUGUGUAAUCAAGCACACCCAAGAUGGUCGCACGCUCUCCGAGCCAUUCAUGAAGCUGCCGUCGCGCCAGCGAUUGCCUGACUAUUAUGAGAUCAUCAAGCGACCGGUGGACAUUAAGAAGAUAUUGCAACGCAUCGAGGACUGCAAAUAUGCGGAUCUCAAUGAGCUGGAGAAGGACUUUAUGCAGCUCUGUCAGAAUGCACAGAUCUACAACGAGGAGGCAUCGCUCAUCUAUCUCGAUUCGAUAGCGUUGCAGAAAAUCUUUGUGAGCUCGCGGCAAAGGAUUACAGCCGCAGCGGAUGCAGCUGCUGUGGCAGCUGGUGAAAAUACAGGCGAUGGCCAUGGCAAUGGCGGUGGCGGUGGCAAUGGUGGUGGUGGUGGUUCCGACAACUCGGAUAAUGAUGAUGACGAUGGCGAUGAUGGUUCGGAUGAUGAGGAAAUCGCGACCACAUCGGCGGCGGCCGUUAAAAUGAAGUUAAAACUCAGCAAAUCAUUGGCCAGUGCACCGGCGACGCCGACCCAAUCCUCGACAGCAUCGGCAUCGGUGGCGAGCAGUGGGGCAGCGACCACAUCUAAGAAGCAGACACGUCGCAAGCGUUCCCAAAAGAAAUACACCAUAUCGGAUGAUGAUGACGAUGACAUGGACUAGCUGCCAUUGGGCGUCAUUUUCAAACGAAUGGCGAACGGUGCCGAAUCCAACUAAUUCAUUUAGUUUACUCUUCAGUUGUCUCCAGAUCCUUAAACCCCAUUUGUCACUCAGCAUUUGCAAUAAUGAAACUUUCUACAGUUUGUCGCACAUACUUAAAUAAAAAGAAAAUCAGAAAAACAAAAUGAUAUACACAUA